AUGUCAGAGUACAUUGAGAACGGUGCGUCUGGUUUGAGAACUUCAUUUCAUGCUUCUCUUGAUGCUGGGAACAGGGCUGCUAGAGCCAUUAAGUUCGCGUUCCCUCAUCGAGAGGAUGAGCUCGCCGCCUACGGAGAAUAUAUCAAUGACAAGUUUGACCGCAGGCUCCAGCGAACCCAUGAGAGGCUUAUCAGAUGCGACAAAGCUGUCCGGAAUAGAGCCGCAAACUCACGAUGA
Suillus discolor is the source of this 237-nucleotide messenger RNA. RefSeq lists its product as uncharacterized. The transcript has a single exon. Bases 1 to 237 code for a protein of 78 amino acids. The record is from RefSeq and is a predicted model, not a curated record. Lineage: Eukaryota; Fungi; Basidiomycota; Agaricomycetes; Boletales; Suillaceae.